AAUACCAUCCAAGCAAAUUAGAAAAGAUUGGAAAGUCUUGCCAGAGAAGGYGAUAGCCCUGUAUAUUUUGUCCAAUGGUUUUCAUUUCAAGAAGCUGCGCCAGCGUCCUUCGUUGCGCGCUCGACAUCCAUAUCCAGUCGUCCGGUUUGCUGGCACGGUGCAAGUUCGACAGAGUCUGUCGGCAUCCUUGACGGUGAUGUCUUCAGCUCUUUUGGGAGCGAUGGAGGGCAGCGGCAGUGACGAUGGUGGCAAGCUGAUGACGGCGGAGAGGACGGCAAUGGCAACAGUUGUUACCGCUGUCCUCUUCCAUUGUCGGUUGGAGAGGAUGCCGGGGAGAAUGAAAGCGCAGAUCCGCAUGUGGAGGCGGAAGGUGAUGCAGUGCACGAUGGUGGAAGGGUUGGACACCACCGCCAUCUGCGAUGCCGUCGUUCAUGUGUGCUGCGCCUUGGGUUGCGGAGCUCUUCCCAAAGCAACGCCCAGGUGGUGGAUGAAAAGAAGGACGGGCGGGACAUGGGAGGAUCUGCGGCAAUGCGAUGACACCACGGAGGAUUACUUUCCGGACAAGCUGCGCAUGUCGCCACGUGUCUUCCGGGAGCUUGCGGAAGCUCUGUCGCCCUUCCUGCAGUGUCGUGUGACGUUCUAUAGAGAACCGCUGCAGCCUGACCAGAUCGUCGCGUACGCAUUGUAUCGGUGGGCGUCGGGGGAGACGUAUGAGAGCAACACGUGUAACUUCGGCAUCGGCACAGCAUCAGGUUUGGUGGCGGUGCGGGACGUGACUGCGGCGUUGCUGACGGUGUACCGUGAUAAGAUAUCAUGGCCGACGGGGGUGCGCAAGUCGGUGGUCCUCCGUGCUUUUGCUGGCAAGGGGUUCCCCAACUGCCAUGGGUGCAUCGACUGCACACGUAUAUAGAUCGACAAGCUGGCAAAUGCCCCUGGCGAGGACUACUACGACCGGAAACGACGUUUUUCGAUCAUCGCGCUUGUUGUC
This is a messenger RNA of Chara braunii, 988 nucleotides long. The record is from the annotation of a GenBank genome assembly. NCBI's taxonomy places the organism in Eukaryota, Viridiplantae, Streptophyta, Charophyceae, Charales, Characeae.